This is a messenger RNA of Sapajus apella (tufted capuchin), 5694 nucleotides long. RefSeq names its product helicase for meiosis 1 (gene HFM1). The record is from RefSeq and is a predicted model, not a curated record. Bases 320 to 4090 code for a protein of 1256 amino acids. The transcript has 35 exons. Lineage: Eukaryota; Metazoa; Chordata; Mammalia; Primates; Cebidae. Gene Ontology annotation, molecular function: ATP binding; nucleic acid binding.
CUAGCUUAGGGAAAGGGUACCACUUAGUAGAGCCGUAGAACCCAGAUUAGGAGCUGUAUUUAAUGAGAAUAGACACAGUAACCUGUGAGAGAUAUAGUCAAAACCAGUUAUAAACUUUUGGAGAAAAAAAGAGAGGCAGCGAGGGAGAGGCAGGGGGCUCGAGCGAUCCAUUGCUUGGCGCUCGGCUUAGCCAGGCUGGGGGUCCUCCGAGUGGCUGAUGAAUCGGCGCUCGACUGGCCUCGGAGCUGCCUGCGGGGAAGUGAAGACUGGGGCUCGGACGCCUGCGGGUUAGAUUGAUGACAAAGUUCAGUUUUCAACAAUGCUGAAAUCAAAUGUUUGCUUGUUUUCUUUGGAUAAUUUGUUUUUGGAAAAACCAGAUGAAGUUGAAAACCAUCUAGACAAUGAAAAGUCAUUGGACUGGUUUCUCCCUCCUGCUCCAUUGAUUUCAGAAAUUCCAGAUACUCAGGAGUUAGAGGAAGAAUUAGAAAGUCAUAGACUAUUAGGUCAGGAAAAGAGGCCAAAAAUGUUAACAUCAAAUUUAAAGAUAACUAAUGAAGACACAAAUUAUGUUUCACCAACACAAAAAUUCCAAUUUGCCUUUUCUUCUAAUAAAUAUGAACAGGUUGGUCUAAAUUUAGAAGGGGUAGGUAACAAUGACUUACCACAUGUUGCUGGAAAGCUGACAUAUGGUUCUCAGCAAUGUAAAAAUCACAUCAACACUGAGACAGCACCUGAGAAGAGUGUUCCUGAUAAUACAAAAUUAGUUAAGUUUGCAGAAGAUACAGGAGAGAGCACAUCAGUAUUCCGGAAAAGAUUGUUUAAAAUAUCUGACAGUGUACAUGAGAACGCAUAUUCUAAUGACAGUGAAUUGGACUCUCACAUUGGCUCAGUGAAAAUUGUACAAACAGAAAUGAGCAAAGGGAAAUCAAGGAACUGUAGCAAUAGUAAGCAGAAAUAUCAAUAUUCUGCAAAUGUGUUUACAGCAAAUAAUGCUUUUUCUGCUUCUGAAAACGGAGAAGACAUGUUCAAAACACCGUCUUUUUCAGUUGCUUUCCAGCCUCAUGAUGUUCAAGAGGUAACAGAAAAUGGUUCAUUGAAGGCCGUCACAGAGAUUCCAACAAAAUUCAGAAGUAUUUUCAAAGAAUUUCCAUAUUUCAACUAUAUACAGUCCAAAGCCUUUGAUGAUCUUCUUUACACAGAUAGGAAUUUUGUGAUUUGUGCUCCAACUGGUUCUGGAAAAACUGUAGUGUUUGAACUAGCUAUAACAAGAUUGUUAAUGGAAGUACCAUUGCCAUGGUCAAAUGUUAAAAUUGUUUACAUGGCACCAAUAAAAGCCUUGUGUAGUCAGCGUUUUGAUGACUGGAAAGAAAAAUUUGGACCAAUAGGAUUGAAUUGUAAAGAACUUACUGGAGAUACAGUAAUGGAUGACCUAUUUGAAAUUCAGCAUGCCCAUAUUAUUAUGACAACUCCAGAAAAAUGGGAUAGCAUGACUAGGAAAUGGAGAGACAACUCUUUGGUUCAGCUGGUUCGACUCUUUCUCAUUGAUGAGGUACAUAUUGUAAAAGAUGAAAAUCGUGGUCCAACUCUUGAAGCUGUAGUCAGCAGAAUGAAAACUGUACAGUCUGUUUCUCAGACUUUAAGAAAUACCAGCACUGUUAUUCCAUUGCGAUUUGUAGCUGUAUCUGCAACAAUUCCAAAUGCUGAGGAUAUUGCAGAAUGGCUUUCAGAUGGUGAAAGACCGGCUGUAUGUCUGAAAAUGGAUGAGAGCCAUAGACCUGUGAAACUUCAGAAAGUGGUCCUUGGAUUUCCCUGCAGUAGUAACCAAAAUGAGUUUAAGUUUGAUUUAACCCUCGACUACAAAAUUGCCAGUGUUAUACAAAUGUACUCUGAUCAGAAACCCACACUUGUGUUUUGUGCAACAAGGAAGGGUGUGCAACAGGCUGCUUCUGUUCUUGUGAAGGAUGCUAAGUUUAUUAUGACUGUGGAACAGAAACAGAGGUUACAGAAGUAUGCAUAUUCCGUAAGAGAUUCAAAACUGAGAGAUAUCUUAAAAGAUGGUGCUGCUUAUCAUCAUGCUGGUAUGGAGCUGUCAGAUAGAAAAGUAGUUGAGGGAGCUUUUAGUGUUGGAGAUUUACCAGUUCUUUUUACUACCAGUACUUUAGCUAUGGGAGUAAAUUUGCCUGCUCACCUAGUAGUUAUAAAAUCUACAAUGCAUUAUGCUGGAGGACUGUUUCAAGAGUACAGUGAAACAGAUAUUCUACAGAUGAUUGGUAGAGCUGGUCGACCUCAAUUUGACACUACAGCCACUGCAGUUAUCAUGACUCGAUUAAGUACAAGAGACAAGUACAUUCAGAUGUUAGCUUGUAGAGACACUGUAGAAAGCAGUUUGCACAGACAUCUUAUUGAGCAUUUAAAUGCAGAAAUAGUACUGCAUACCAUCACGGAUGUGAAUAUUGCUUUGGAAUGGAUACGAUCAACUUUGCUUUAUAUCAGAGCCUUGAAAAAUCCAUCUCAUUAUGGUUUUGCAUCUGGAUUGAAUAAAGAUGGAAUUGAAGCAAAAUUACAAGAAUUAUGUUUGAAGAAUCUGAAUGAUUUAUCAUCCCUGGACUUAAUAAAGAUGGAUGAAGGUGUUAAUUUCAAACCAACUGAAGCAGGAAGAUUGAUGGCUUGGUAUUAUAUUACAUUUGAGACGGUGAAGAAAUUUUAUACAAUCAGUGGAAAAGAAACCUUAUCAGAUCUGGUUACAAUGAUAGCUGGCUGCAAGGAAUUUCUAGAUAUACAGUUAAGAAUAAAUGAAAAGAAAACACUGAAUACUUUGAACAAAGAUCCAAAUCGGAUAACUAUCAGAUUUCCCAUGGAAGGAAGAAUUAAAACAAGAGAAAUGAAAGUAAAUUGUCUUAUUCAGGCUCAACUAGGAUGUAUUCCCAUACAAGAUUUUGCUUUGACACAAGAUACUGCAAAGAUUUUCAGACAAGGCUCCCGAAUUACAAGAUGGUUGUCAGAUUUUGUAGCCGCUCAAGAAAAGAAGUUUGCUGUACUAUUGAAUAGUUUGAUUUUAGCUAAAUGUUUUAGGUGUAAACUUUGGGAAAACUCUCAGCAUGUAUCCAAACAACUGGAAAAAAUUGGUAUAACAUUGUCAAAUGCAAUCAUAAAUGCUGGUUUGACUUCCUUUAAAAAAUUAGAAGAAACAGAUGCAAGGGAACUUGAAUUGAUUUUAAAUAGACAUCCCCCCUUUGGAACCCAGAUAAAAGAAACUGUGAUGUAUCUACCAAAAUAUGAACUUAAAGUGGAACAGAUUUCAAGAUAUAGUGAUACCACGGCGGAAAUAUUAGUGACUGUUAUAUUAAGAAACUUUGAACACCUACAAAUUAAAAGAACAGCAUCGGAUUCUCACUAUGUUACCUUAAUCAUAGGUGAUGCAGAUAAUCAAGUAGUUUAUCUGCACAAGAUUGUGGAUUCUAUUUUGCUAAAAGCUGGAAAUUGGGCUAAGAAGAUUGCUGUGAAGAGAGCUCUUAAAUCUGAAGAUCUUAGCAUAAAUCUAAUAAGUUCUGAAUUUGUUGGGCUUGAUAUUCAGCAGAAAUUUACAGUCUUUUACUUAGAACCCAAGAGGUUUGGAAAUCAAAUGACUAUGAGAAGAAAAUCUGAAACACAGAUUUCCCAUUCUAAGCAUUCAGAUGGAUCUACCAUAGCAGGGCCUAAUAAAGGAAUGACUGCCAGCAAAAAACCUGGGAACCGAGAAUGCAAUCAUCCUUGUAAAAAUAAACAUACAUGUGGACAUGACUGCUGUAAAAUUGGAGUUGCACGGAAGUCAGAAAUUAAAGAGUCAACAAUUUCUUCAUAUUUGUCUGAUUUAAGAAACAGGAAUGCUGUUUCAUCUGUUCCUCCAGUUAAACGUCUGAAGAUGCAGAUGAAUAAGUCUCAAAGAGUGGACCUUAAAGAGUUUGGUUUUACUCCAAGACCUUCCCUUCCUAGUAUAUCAAGGUCAGAAUAUUUAAACUUAUCUGAAUUGCCUAUAAUGGAGCAGUGGGAUCAGCAUGAAAUCUGUGGAAAAUUUAGACAAGAACCAUCUGAAUAUCAAGACAAAGCAUAAUUUCCCUGGAUCAUGCUAUUAACAGUCAGCCUGUUAAAACAUAUGAGACAAUCCUGGCCAUUGAGUUAUUUCAAGUGGCUGUGUGUAGAAAUGGUAAGCUUGGGGAUUUCUGAAAAUAAUUUCAUGUGUUCAGCAUUGGCUUCUGUUGACAUUCUUUUCUUCAUGCUGUCACUUUUUUUUCCUGUAGUCAUAAUUUAAGAUUUUACGGAGGCAAGGGCUGGAGUAUUCACUACCUCUUAAUGAUACUAUGGCAGCCAUUACGUUCAAUAUGAGAUCAAGAAAAGUUCCCUAAUCUCAUCUGGAGAAUCAGAGCAUUUAUCCAACUUAUUCAAAGCCUGAAUAUCAUUGCAAAGUAGAUAGGAAGUAUAAAAUUGUCACGCCUUUUAUAUUUAUCUCUGUUCAAUAUGUAGCCCUCUAAUUUAUUUCUUCCUUAUACUACUGCACUAUUACUUGUCCUGCACACACGAGUUUAUCUUUCCUUCUGCUUAUUUUUGUGUUAUAUUUACAUGGUUUUCCUACUUUUCUUUCCCACUCACUAUUCCAAAUCCAAUUUAUAUUAUGAUAUUAAAGCCUCACCUAGAUACUUUAGCUCCCAGUAAUAAUUGUAUCCCUGUUUUAUUGAGUGGGCGGCUUUUUUUGUUGUUGUUGUUGUUGUUGAAAGAGCUGUAUGGUAUAGUAGUUAAGUUCACAGGAUCUGGAAACAAUCUGUCCAAGUCCUAGUUCUGACUUUUAGUGUAACCUUUCAUAGUCUUUAACCACUUUGUGUAAACUCCUCAUCUGGUUAUAUUUUAGAGGGUUUUAGGAUUAAAUGAGAUAAUGUAUGUAAAGCUGUUAUAGUUUCUGGUACUGUUAGUAAUGGUAAUUGGAUAUACUUGUUAUAUUUUUCACAUGUUAGUCUUUGGUAGCAAAACAUACUUUAAAUGUAUUCAAAUACUGUUUUUGAGAAUGUUUUUUAAAAAGCAUGGCAGUUUUAUCUUCUGUAUUCCAAUUUCAAGAAGGGAAGAAGAAAAAAUGUUAAAAAUUAUAUGAGAAGCAUGUUGAAUCAUAAGAUUUAAAUUAGAAGGGACCUUUGUGCAAUUUCUCAUUUUACAGUGAAAGAAGCCAAGACUCCAAGAGAUUAAAUGACUUGCCCAAAAAUUGUGUAUCUAAUUAAUGACAAGGCCAGAAAUAGAUUCCAUAUCUUUUGAUUCCCAGCCCAAUGCCAUUUCUAUAAAAUGAAAUUGACUUUUAGUUAUCAGUGGAGAAUUGAAAAUUGAACCAGUAGUAUAUGAACUCUUUCAGCUUUUCACCCCACCACUCAAUUAUAUAUUUCCCUGUCUCUGCAUUCAUCUAACCAUCUAUUUGUCUUAAAAGAAAAAUUGUCUUUUUUUCAAUUCAAGGCAUAUCUCUCCUCCUGUAAUCUUAAUUCUAUCCAAUCCUGCUUUCCCUGGGGCUUUAGAUGAUCGUUAUCCAUCUCCUUUUUCCUGUAUUUUCAUUCUUUCCUUGCCACUGUGUCUUUCCCUUUAGUAUAACAAUAUGCUGAAGUCUCUUCCUUCUUCAACUUCAUGUCCUCAUCUGGCUGGUCAUGACUUUUUUUAUUAUAAAUGAUAAAAUUCUACUCAAAA